AUGAGAAUUUACCAUUCAUGUGAGGUUUCGCCGUCCCUUGGAGAGUCCCUUGGAAAGUCCCUCGGAGAGUCCCUUGGAAAGUCCCUCGGAGAGUCCCUUGGAAAGUCCCUUGGAGAGUCCCUCGGAGAGUCCCUGGGAGAGUCCCUUGGGAGCAUAAUGACAACAACGUCUAAUUAUUUAGGCCAAUCAUACUUCCGUGAGUAUACUGCCCGCCAGUCAUACUUCCGUGAGUAUACUGCCCGCCAGUCAUACUUCCGUGAGUAUACUGCCCGCCAGUCAUACUUCCGUGAGUAUACUGCCCGCCAGUCAUACUUCCGUGAGUAUACUGCCCGCCAGUCAUACUUCCGUGAGUAUACUGCCCGCCAGUCAUACUUCCGUGAGUAUACUGCCCGCCAGCCAUACUUCCGUGAGUGUUCUGCCCGUCAGUCAUACUUCCGUGAGUAUACUGCCCGCCAGUCAUACUUCCGUGAGUAUACUGCCCGUCAGUCAUACUUCCGUGAGUAUACUGCCCGUCAGUCAUACUUCCGUGAGUAUACUGCCCGUCAGUCAUACUUCCGUGAGUAUACUGCCCGCCAGUCAUACUUCCGUGAGUAUACUGCCCGCCAGUCAUACUUCCGUGAGUGUUCUGCCCGUCAGUCAUACUUCCACGAGUAUACUGCCCGUCAGUCAUACUUCCGUGAGUAUACUGCCCGUCAGUCAUACUUCCAUGAGUAUACUGCCCGUCAGUCAUACUUCCAUGAGUAUACUGCCCGUCAGUCAUACUUCCUCGAGUAUACUGCCCGUCAGUCAUACUUCCACGAGUAUACUGCCCGUCAGUCAUACUUCCAUGAGUAUACUGCCCGUCAGUCAUACUUCCGUGAGUAUACUGUCCGUCAGUCAUACUUCCACGAGUAUACUGCCCGUCAGUCAUACUUCCAUGAGUAUACUGCCCGUCAGUCAUACUUCCGUGAGUAUACUGCCCGUCAGUCAUACUUCCAUGAGUAUACUGCCCGUCAGUCAUACUUCCAUGAGUAUACUGCCCGUCAGUCAUACUUCCAUGAGUAUACUGCCCGUCAGUCAUACUUCCGUGAGUAUACUGUCCGUCAGUCAUACUUCCGUGAGUAUACUGCCCGUCAGUCAUACUUCCACGAGUAUACUGCCCGUCAGUCAUACUUCCGUAAGUAUACUGCCCGUCAGUCAUACUUCCGUGAGUAUACUGCUCGUCAGUCAUACUUCCGUGAGUAUACUGCCCGUCAGUCAUACUUCCGUGAGUAUACUGCCCGUCAGUCAUACUUCCGUGAGUAUACUGCCCGUCAGUCAUACUUCCGUGAGUAUACUGCCCGUCAGUCAUACUUCCGUGAGUAUACUACCCGCCAGUCAUACUUCCGUGAGUAUACUGCCCGUCAGUCAUACUUCCGUGAGUAUACUACCCGCCAGUCAUACUUCCGUGAGUAUACUGCCCGUCAGUCAUACUUCCGUGAGUAUACUGCCCGUCAGUCAUACUUCCGUGAGUAUACUGCCCGUCAGUCAUACUUCCGUGAGUAUACUACCCGCCAGUCAUACUUCCGUGAGUAUACUGCCCGUCAGUCAUACUUCCGUGAGUAUACUACCCGCCAGUCAUACUUCCGUGAGUAUACUACCCGCCAGUCAUACUUCCGUGAGUAUACUACCCGCCAGUCAUACUACCAUGUCACACCCGUCAACUCUGUACUCAUUGACCGUCCAUUGCCGUCACCACCUCACCUGACCAAUAAAAAUGCCCUCUAA
This is a messenger RNA of Procambarus clarkii (red swamp crayfish), 1746 nucleotides long. Lineage: Eukaryota; Metazoa; Arthropoda; Malacostraca; Decapoda; Cambaridae. The record is from RefSeq and is a predicted model, not a curated record.